Aspergillus steynii IBT 23096 is the source of this 1640-nucleotide messenger RNA. RefSeq names its product WD40 repeat domain-containing protein. The coding region runs from base 73 to 1248 and encodes 391 amino acids. Gene Ontology annotation, biological process: TOR signaling; regulation of actin cytoskeleton organization. Gene Ontology annotation, cellular component: TORC2 complex; TORC1 complex. The record is from RefSeq and is a predicted model, not a curated record. Gene Ontology annotation, molecular function: protein binding. NCBI's taxonomy places the organism in Eukaryota, Fungi, Ascomycota, Eurotiomycetes, Eurotiales, Aspergillaceae. The transcript has 4 exons.
CUUCGCAAAGAAAGUCAGCGCAUCCUCCUUCUCUGCUGUCUUCAGCCACCGUGUGUGGUUUGUGCGUCCAAAAUGAGCGUUAUCCUCUGCACAGCGGGCUAUGACCAUACCAUUCGUUUUUGGGAAGCGCUGUCGGGCAUCUGUUCACGUACCAUCCAGCACCCAGACUCGCAGGUAAACCGGCUCUGUAUUACCCCCGACAAGCGCUAUCUAGCGGCAGCGGGCCAUAACAAUGUCAAACUAUAUGACAUCAAGUCCACCAAUCCCAACCCAGUCAUGACUUUUGACGGCCAUACAAACAACAUCACCGGGGUCGCAUUCCACUGCGAAGGCAAGUGGAUGGUCACCAGCUCGGAAGACGGCACGGUGAAAGUCUGGGACACCCGCACGGGCAGUUUGCAGCGCAAUUAUGCACACAAGGCCCCUGUGAACGAUGUGGUAAUUCAUCCCAAUCAGGGUGAGCUGAUCAGUGGUGAUCGCGCCGGUAUUGUGCGGGUCUGGGAUCUGGGCGAGAGUGUCUGCACCCACCAGUUGAUUCCUGAAGACGACGUUGCCGUUCAGAGUGUUAGCGUCGCAAGUGACGGUUCUUUGCUCUGUGCCGGAAACAAGAAGGGCAACGUUUACAUCUGGCGCAUGCUUCAGGAUGCCGAAAUCACUCGCAUCGUACCCAUCUGCACUUUCCAGGCCCACAAGGAUUACCUCACCCGAAUCCUCCUCUCUCCGGACGUCAAACACCUCGCAACCUGCUCUGCCGACCACACGGCCAAAGUCUGGAAUCUGGACCAGGACUACCCCCCAGCGAAGAUGGCCGCGGCCAAGGCCAAAGUGAAAGCUCUCAGCCCCGGCACCCCGGACGUCGCAUCGCCGCAACCCACGCCAGACAGUCAGCUAGGCACGCCAGGCAGCGACAAGGUCAAGGCCGCCACCGAUUUCAACCCCUUCAGUCUCAUCGACGGGAUCACGCCGCCUCCCAGCAACGAGCCGCAACAGACCUUCCCCGUCCAGCCCGACGGACCUCCCAUCGACGCAACCACCGCGACUCUCUACCUGGAGACGACGCUGGCGAACCACCAACGCUGGGUCUGGGACUGCGCGUUCUCCGCCGACUCGGCUUACCUCGUGACCGUCUCCAGCGACCACUACGCCCGUCUAUGGGAGCUGGCGUCCGGCCAAGUCAUUCGCCAGUACAGCGGACACCACCGCGGCGCGGUCUGUGUCGCUCUCAACGAUUACUCCGAGCCUCGUUGAGCAAUCGAUAGUUAGAUGCGGUAGGACGAGACCAGGUACCACUGUACUACUUAAUUAGGGCGUGUGAAGCAGGAUACCCAGGAUUUGGAUUGGCACGAUUAAGUCUAUUUAAUACGGGUAAGCAUGGCGCCAGGGAUCUGGGGACGUGAAGAAAGGUGUUUUGCCUUUUCUUUGUUCGUCUCUUGAUUGGAGUUUCGGUUUCUUUUCUUUUCUUUUCUCUUAAUCUUAUGUCUGCUGUUUCUUCUCUUUCUGUUUGAGGUUCUUUGGAUGGUUUACGAGCUCUGUUGCAUAUGGACUUUGCUUAUCCGAGGAUCGCUGCCGUCUGUCUGAUACCACACCAACAUAUGCGUGACGUUCUAGAAGCUUUUGUCAAUUGAUCAUCUGGUAUAUUU